UUACGUCAGUCGAUUUUAAUACGCGGAAGGAGUGGGUGUACAAAUUAGCGCGUGAAAACUGUUUUUAUAUUUACGUUAAUGAAAAUAAUGUUAGUGUAUUACAACAGUUGUUAAAACUUUAGGAGUGUUCAGUGUUUAUUUGUGAUUUGGUUAAGUGUAAAUAUAAAUAUGUGAGUGAUGUGUUGAUUAAAAAUUGUUUACGAUGGAUGGCAAAGUGAAAUAUUACGAAGGUUGUGGACAGGAAGGGCCGAUUCGUUGUAUAUUUUUGUGUGAAUUCCAUCCGACCGCUGGGCCGAAGAUAACAUGCCAAGUGCCAGAAAAUUAUAUAUCAAAAGAUAUUUUUGAUACAGUCAGUCAUUAUAUCAUACCGAAAGUACAACUUCAGAGAUGCACAUUGACAGUUACUCUACUCGGGUCGAAGAUCCUGGGCUUCCCAGUGAGGAUAGACAACAAGAAGUACGCCCGCAAUGCCUACUACUUCAACCUUUGCUUCGUUUGCGACGCGUGGGCCAGGACUGUGCAUCUCGAACCACUUGUCAAGAAACUCACAGAAUAUCUGUUGUCGAUGGAGUUGGAGACUGAAUGGCUGUCGAAGCAGUCUAUUUCUGGCGAAGCUAAAGCACUUGGUGGCCUGAUGCGGCAGGUGAUGCAGGAUAUCAACAGUCGAAGAAUGUGUACACUCACCGUCGGCACAACCACGACUCACUUGACGGUGGUCAGGGUGAACAGUGACCCUACUCCAGUCAAAGACCAUCAGGUUCCCGUGUUCCUCUACAGCAGGCAUUCCUUCGUCGCUGAUCAAUGGGACCUAACUACUAACCAGAUCCUGCCGUACAUAGACGGGUUCAACCACGUGUCGAAGAUCGCGGCCCUGACGGACGUGGAGAUCAGCUUGGUGCGCGCCUGCGUCCAGAACCUCGUCUACUACGGAGUGGUCACGCUCGUGCCCAUCUUCCAGUACUGUGCUGUGUACAGCGCGACCCCUAAGCUAAGGCAGCUCACUCGGUGCGCGGGCUUGCAGAGACAGUGUGUCGAGUUCUGCGCACGAACACCUCGUCAGCUGCCGAAAGUGAGCGACAUAUUCCGAAUGUACGCGGGCAUGUCGUACGGCAGCACCAUCAGAGACCUCUGCCGGAGGAUGAAGCCGCAGGAGCUGGCCAUCAACGAGAGGAAGCUCGUGCUCUUCGGAGUACUAGAGGGACUGAUUAGGAGGGUGUAUAAGUUCCCGAUAACUCUUCACAACGACGAUUCAGCAUCCAUAAUAAGCGACCACAGCCAACCACUCGUGCGCACGUACAACGGCCUAGUGUGCUUGGACGAACUAUGCUGUCAAAGCGGCCUGUCAGCCCUACAGAUAGAAGAACAGCUAGAAAGAGAUAGCAACGUCAUAUUCAUCGUCAAAUGAAAGAGACGGCACGUGUUUUGUCUGUUACUACCACAAAUGGGAGAUCUAUGAGCAGAAUGGUCAUUGGUCAUAUUAUAAAUGGAAUCAGUCUUUUGACAAAAUGCCUUUUGACGAUUUAAAGAGGAAUUUAUUAUCUGUGAAAGGUAAUUAAGCUGUUCCUGGUGAGACUCAGAUUUUUUGGUCUGAAAAAAGUAUCUGCACUUGACUCGUAAUUUUCAACCUUAUGGACCGUUGAUAAGGUUCUAAAUGCUUUUGAAUAUGAUAUCUAUGUCGCUGCUUGAAGAAUGGACAUGAAAACUUGUAACCGCCGUACUCAGAGACAUUUAAUGAUUACUUAAAAUACUCCUUAGUAGCGAUUUUGUUCCAAAAACAAAUGCUAAGGACUGGGUUAAGUAACCAUUAAAUGAUCAGAGCACGGCGGGUAGCAGUAAGUCAAAGUUAAAGAGUUUAUUGCAACUAAGUAAGUUUAAACGAGUAAUUUUUGAAACCAUAUGUGACAUAAUAUUUGAAAACUUGACUGCAUAGAUUUUUUACAUAAUUGCGCUACAUUUUAUGCUAUUGCGCAUACGCAUUGUCUCGUGUUCAUAGCCACAGUUUACAGAUAACUUUUAUAAAACUUAUAAUGUACGUGAAUUUUAUUGAAAUAGACGAAGCCGGGUGAAAUGCUUGUAUAUUUAUUAUUAUUCAUAUAUUCUAUAAAAUAACGUUAUUAUUGUAAAUACAAGUUAUUUGAUUGUUAUAAGAAAAUCUAAAAUUAGAGUAUAGCUAUCUUCUUCUAAAAAGAACAAGAGAAAAGGACAGCAAUACUCUCAAUUUUAGGAUGAUGUACGAAAUUGGACACUAUUAUGCUUGAGUAUAAAGUGUAUAUUUGCAAAUCAAUGUAAAUUUUGUAAAAUGAUGUCAAUGACCCACAGUAAAAACUUAUUAUGACUAUUAGGUCCAUAAAACAACGAAUGAACGAAAUUUUUUAAUUAAAUAAUUAUAAUUAUUACCUAAAUAUGUUACCUCUGCCUAUUACAUAGCGCAAAAAGGCGUUGUGUUAAAAUUCAUAUAAGGUCAUUAGAUCUCCAUUUUAUAAAAAAAAUAUUAUAGUAACAUUUUCUAUUCUAAAUGAAGUUUAUUGCAAGCAAAAAUAAAUCUUAUUGUUCUAUAAUAUGCAAGCGAUUUUCAACUUUAAGAACUAAAACAAACGAGCUAUUUUAUCUUGUCACUAAUACGUGUAUUUUUGUAAAUAUGUAAAUGUAAUUAACGAUUUUAUUCGAACCAAUCUGAAAUGAAUAUAUUUCUGUAAAUCUAUGCAAUUUUGUACCGUAUUUGUAAGGAUUUUAAGACGAUUUUUAAAUAACCAUACUUUGUAAAAAUAUUACCUUCGUAUUUAGAAAGCUAGUUACUUUAUUUUUAGAUUAUAACGAAAACGGUUUUAUGAUAAGAUUUUAGAAAUAAUCUCUAUACUUAGGCCAAGAUUGAUUUGAAAUAUUUUUAAGGGGGGGAGGGAUCAUCCAAUGUGUUCUCCCGCCUUGGGCUAAGCGAGAUGGGGGCGAGAGGGAGACUCUUACUGACUAAAAACCACCCCGUUCCUACUUACUCCUGAAUUUCGAAGAAGUAAACCAGGCAUUGGUCUUGAAAUAUUCAUACCUAAAUUAUCUGAUCUAAUUGGACUUUCUUGUGUGUUUGGAUCACACACUCCUCCGUGCGGAAAUGAGAUCCCGCUAAGCAUUAUAUGUACAACCGCCGUGCAACCGUACCUACUCUUUAUAGUUUGUUUCAAAACAUUUUACAUCGAUCUUGGUCUAAGUUUAGUUAUAACGUCGUUCUAAAGAGCGUCUAAUUUAAUUUGUAUAAUGUACAUAAGAAACUGCUCAAUAUUCUUAGUUAUAGACGUAUUUUUAUAUACCUACGUUUGUUUUUUAAAGUUUAUCAAUUGUACAUAAUACCAUUCAAUCCGUAAAGGUGCUAAUAUAUUACUGUAACGUUAAAAUGUAUGCAAGCGUAAUUCUGUUGUAAAAGUUUUUAAAAAACCAAAGAAAAAAUGGUAUGACUGUGUUGCAAUGUGAAAAAUAUUUUAUUUAGGUAUUUUUGUAAUAGUGUUUUAGUUUGAUUAUUUCAAUAUUUUUAAAGUACAUUUUUAAAAUGCAAUUUGUUUAAUCAUUAUGUAUAAAACGAAUAAAAAAAUCUCACCCCCUCUUAUAUGGGACUCAUAACAUAAAUGGUGAAAAAUGGGUGUACAUUGUACAGUGGCAUUAAGUGCACUAAUGUGCACCUCUGCCUACCCCUUCAGGGAUAAAAGGCGUGACGUUACGUUACACACGUAAAGUGCAUCUGUGUUUUAAAACAAGUUUCAAAAACAUUUAAAUAAUAUUUCUUGUUUAUUUUUGUUCACUAUGUUUGUUACAAUAAGGACUAUUAUUGAUUACAGCAUCGAAUGCGAUCGAGCCCUCUUUAAAUAGUGUCAGUAACCCACCGACAGUGUUCUUAUUAAUAUAACGCCUAACGCAACGACAUCAGGGAAGAGAGCACCUUAAAUUAACUAAAUAUUUUAAUACCUUUAUAUUAUGUAAAUUAAAUUUGCAUUGGCUAAACUGUAUCCAUACCUAUAUACCUAGGGUGACUGGUAAUUAGUGAACGAUAUUUAAACACGUGAUUGUACUCAUGAUUACAAACAACUUUCCCUAAGAAACUUUUCUUGUAUACUCAUUAGUUUUAUUUUUAUCACAAUAACAAAAUUUCGCGCGCGUGUUACUAAUAGAUACUUUGAAUCUUUACGCACGCAGGCUAAUAAAAGUUUGGAAUUUUGUUAUUGUGAUAUAAAUAAAGCGUUCGUCGCUCUGAUUGGCCGGGUCGUGUUAACCUACCAAUCAGAAUGCCAAACCCAUUCUCGUUAAACGAAAAGCAAGCUCGUACUAAGCCCUCAGAGGUGACGCUGUUGCCAAGUUACAGAUGUUUAUAACCAGUUUAGCCAAAGCAAUGACUAAUUUCUAUCUAUUUCUAAACUAGACUUAAAAAAUACCUAAAAAAUAUGUACAUCUAGUGGCGUCUAGUCGUGUUUAGUGGAAUAAUCUGUAUAUUUGUUGAUUGUAUGCUUUAUAUUGUAGACUACAACCGGUUAUAGUCAGUUUAAUCCGGUUAUUUUAUUAUUAUUCUCUUGUCAGCUUACUCUGUUCUUAAUUUUAAGGCGUGUUCAUUAAAUAUAUUUUUUUAAUUAUGUUGGACAUUCUUUUAUACCUAAUGCGCUCUAACAAGGUGCGGCUGACAGAUUCAGUAACGUUUCGUAUCACUCUUGAAAGUUGCUGCGAUUUAAAAAUUAUGCCUUAGUAUUUUAACUGUAUCACAUUCGUAUUAUGUUAAAUCAUUCGGAUGCGUAGUUAAUUAAAUUAAAACCAACCGGAAUGUUCUAGUAUUCAAUUAAAAUCUAAUGAAAUGAAAAAUAAAGUAAAGUGUUAUGCGUAUAACGUAAAGCCAUAGUCGUGUUUAGUGAUGGGAUGUACGGCUACGAUGGAUAGGUAGUCGAUGUUUUUAUAGAAUAAAAAACGAAAAUCGUGCGUCGUUCAAUUAUCAUUCUUAAAAAACCUUUAAUUAUGUGGGUAAAUCCACUGUAGACGCGGCUCUCUCUGCCCAAACCACAGUGACAUUAUCUGAGCAGAAAUAUGUAGUAGGCAUUUUUCUAGACAUUUCCGGCGCCAUUGAUAAUGCGUGGUGGUACUUAAUCUAACAUAUACAAACUAAUAUAUCCUUGUUUUCUUCACGGUUCUGUAAAACUGAAACUCUGAAACACCUCAGGGCUCGGUCAUAAAAUAUUUAUUUUGACAAGUAUAUACACGUAGUUAGACUGCACAACUAAAUAACACACACAUUUAAUAAAAAAAUUAAAGAGAAUUAAAUGUAUGCUGCGAGUAUCGAUAGCGAUAAAAAAGAUUUUUCUAAUGUCCAUCCCUAAAGAGAGACGUCAACGUCAUACUGGCAUCUGUCAGCCGCACCUUAUAGCGCACAAGGUAUAAUUUGGUUUUCUGAUUCAGAUGAAUUAAACGCGACUUUUAAUUAUGAGGAAUUCUUUUCUCGACAAAUAUGAAUCAAUGAUUACGAAAUUUCAUUCUCUUUUCUCCAUAAGUCGCCUGAACACGCCAAAACUAGUCAGGAUUCUUUUGUGCCUUAUUUCUUGUAUAUUUGAAAUUAACCUUUUGAACGCCACGGACGUUUAUAGACGUCUAACGAAAUCGUGCCAAACACGCCACCGACGUCUAUAGACGUCAAGAAAACGACAUUUUUUAAAUACAAAAUAAAUAUACUAAAUUAAG
Messenger RNA from Spodoptera frugiperda (fall armyworm), 5697 nucleotides. Its product is annotated as GATOR complex protein NPRL2. Bases 203 to 1405 code for a protein of 400 amino acids. The record is from RefSeq and is a predicted model, not a curated record. The transcript is spliced from 8 exons. Gene Ontology annotation, biological process: cellular response to amino acid starvation; negative regulation of TORC1 signaling; positive regulation of autophagy. Gene Ontology annotation, cellular component: vacuolar membrane; GATOR1 complex. Gene Ontology annotation, molecular function: GTPase activator activity. NCBI's taxonomy places the organism in Eukaryota, Metazoa, Arthropoda, Insecta, Lepidoptera, Noctuidae.